Messenger RNA from Gastrolobium bilobum, 1172 nucleotides. RefSeq names its product E3 ubiquitin-protein ligase RMA1H1-like. The coding region runs from base 232 to 981 and encodes 249 amino acids. Gene Ontology annotation, cellular component: endoplasmic reticulum. The record is from RefSeq and is a predicted model, not a curated record. The transcript is spliced from 2 exons. NCBI's taxonomy places the organism in Eukaryota, Viridiplantae, Streptophyta, Magnoliopsida, Fabales, Fabaceae. Gene Ontology annotation, molecular function: ubiquitin-like protein conjugating enzyme binding; ubiquitin protein ligase activity. Gene Ontology annotation, biological process: ubiquitin-dependent protein catabolic process.
UUUUGGAUCUUCAGAACAUAUUAUAAAAUCGGUCUCUGGUUUUUGUUCCCUCCUACUUUGUUUCUUGUUCUUUCUUGCUCCUUUAUGUCUCUGCUCUCCGACGCAACUUUCCAUCUAUUCUAUUGAGCUUCCUUGCUGUUGCAAUUGCACCCUUCAAUCACAACUCCUUCCCUUCUCUAUUCAUCUGUUCAGGUACCUGCAAGAGAACACAUUGUAAAACAAAAAGAAAAAAUGGCCUUAGAUCAGUACUUGGAGGAGACUAUGCCCCAAAUUGAUUCAUUCGAAGAUAAACAAUCUUUGCAAAAGUGGAAAUCUUCCAGUGAUUCCAUUGCAGAUUCUGAUAGAAAUGCCUCUUGUGCCUUUGACUGCAACAUAUGCCUGGAGUGUGUGCAAGAUCCUGUGGUCACUCUUUGUGGUCAUCUCUACUGUUGGCCUUGCAUUUACAAAUGGCUUCAUCACCAAAGUAUCUCUUGGGAAACUGAAGUGCAGCAGAAGCCAAAAUGUCCUGUAUGCAAAUCAGAAGUCUCUCAAUCUUCCCUAGUUCCAUUAUAUGGCCGUGGCCAAACCACAACACCACCUUCAAAAGGGAAAGUCCAUCAAGUAGGGAUUGUGAUACCAAGAAGACCCCUGGGUCCCAUUUCAUAUAAUACAACUGUUUCCCAACCUAUUUCACAAAGUUAUCAUCAUGCCCAUCAUUCUUAUCAUCCUCAACAAUUCAACUCAAUACCAAGCAGUUACACCUCACCAAUGCUUAGCACAAGUGGUUCACUAGAUAACACAUUUGGAAUCUUUGGUGAGAUGAUAUUUGCAAGGGUCUUUGGUAACCGGGUGGCAAACAUAUAUACAUAUCCUAAUUCGUAUAAUCUUUCAGGGAAUAGUAACCCAAGGAUCAGAAGGCAUUUAAUGCAAGUUGAUAAAUCACUCAGCAGGAUCAGUUUUUUCCUCCUUUGCUGCCUAGUUUUGUGUCUCCUCUUAUUCUGAUUGCUAUUUUAUUUUCAUCUUUAGUAAUAUUACAUCCUUGAAUAGAAUACGUUCAGUAAGCAGAUUCAGCCAGGUGUAUUAUAUGUUAAGUAAGAGAAUUUGCAAAUCAAUGCUGAGAUAUGUGAAAUUACCAAUCUCGUUUUGAACUAUAAUGAAAUAGAUGUUUGUAUAACUUUUGGUAUUUUAUUUUU